AUGGCUGACAAAGUACGAGAAACGCACCAGUACCUCCACCUCAAAGGCAAAUACAUUGGGUUGGGCAACGCCGAUACGACACGGGAUGAGUUUCUUUCUAAUAUUCACCGGGACACACUUGCUUCGCUUGCAAUGCAUGAUAAUAUGCUAACUUACCAAGCUACAGCAACGAACACACAUCCAGAAUUAGUGAGACAGGCGCUCAUCAAAAGAAUGGUACAGCCACUCAGUAAGGUCAACCGAAAGUGA
This is a messenger RNA of Clavispora lusitaniae ATCC 42720, 249 nucleotides long. RefSeq names its product U2 snRNP complex subunit YSF3. Gene Ontology annotation, cellular component: precatalytic spliceosome; U2 snRNP. Gene Ontology annotation, biological process: mRNA splicing, via spliceosome. The record is from RefSeq and is a predicted model, not a curated record. Lineage: Eukaryota; Fungi; Ascomycota; Pichiomycetes; Serinales; Metschnikowiaceae.